UAGUCAGGUCUGUACAGGUAGGUAACUACUACAGAACAGGAGGUGAGCUCACAGUUCUUGGGAGUAAAAGAAAUUGGAAAAAAAUGUGUUGCGAGUAAACAGAAACCUCGCGCUUCCUGGAAUAUUCUACUUGUAUUGAUUUAUCGAAUUAUAAUAUUUUGUAAUGCAGUGUUGUUGAUUAUUGACGAUACGUGUUCUGAGUGAUUUUAUAAGGAAAUAUAACAUCAAACACAGCUGUUAUCGGCGAACGUUCAAGGUGAAUGGCGAUGCUUUUGCAUUUAUUCAUACUGUAUCAACUGCUUCCCUGUGGAAAAUUUGCUUGUAUGAGAAAGUUAUUACACACCACAGGGACAGAGGACCAGUCAAAAGAAGGUGAGACAUGAGUUUCCAAACAUCUUCAAAUAAAAUGUUGUUAUAUUCCUAAAUUAUGGUAUUAAAGUAUUGUGUUUAAAAGUUAGCAUAAUUUUGUUCCACUCAUGUGAUUGAGUCCCCUAGUUUUCAUGCAAGAGGAGCAGGCAAAUGCAUUCUUAGGACGCCAUCUAUUGGCCAACCGAUUUGACUUUGAGCUCUUCACUCCUGGGAAUUUGGAGAGGGAGUGCUUUGAAGAAGUCUGCAGCUACGAGGAAGCACGAGAGGUCUUUGAAAAUGUCCCUCAGACUGAUGACUUCUGGAAAAAGUACACUGAGGAUGAGGACACGCGGCCAUCGCGGCUGGAUGUGACUGCCCUGCUUGUGGGUCUGAUCGCGGCAGGGGUGGCCAUCGUCAUCUUCGGCCUGUUGGUCUGGUACUUCUGCAAGGGGAGUUGUAAGGAUAACCUCUCACGUGCAGGCUCUGUUAGGGUGCGUCCAAGGCGCAGUAAUGCCUCGCUGAUCAUGCGGAGACUGGAUGAGGUCUCUCUGCAGCCUGUGCUCCUGCCCCCGCCGGAGAUUGACCCCCCAGGCCUGCCCUCCUAUGAGGACGCCAUCGGCAAAUCCGGAACGCACGACGCCCCACCUCCUCCUUACCCUGGGUCUCAACCUGGAAGUAUUCGACGAUAGUACCUUUGACCUCGCUGGAUGACUGUCUCCAUAUUGAGCAUCAUCAAAUGCUACUAAACCUCUUUAGAUCUAUUUACUUUACGUGGUUGUUCUCCCCCGUGCAUGUUCAACAUGUGAUUUUAUUGGAUUGUAAUACCUUGUGAUAAUUGUAGAUCUGUGUGACUGAUUACCUCUUUACCUCUUCCAUUACCUGUGUGACUGAUUACCUCUUCCAUUACCUGUGUGACUGAUUACCUCUUUACCUCUUCCAUUACCUGUGUGACUGAUUACCUCUUUACCUCUUCCAUUACCUGUGUGACUGAUUACCUCUUUACCUCUUCCAUUACCUGCAAUUUGAGAUGUUUAGCAUAUUUAUCUAUUUGUACAAAUGUUUAGCAGUUCUUCUGCAUGUGCCAAAGUUGAUUUAUUCCUCAUCACUUUAUUCCUCACUUUUGAGUUGGACCUGCUUUAACCCAUAACAACUAGUGAGGUAAUAGUUGACAUGAUACAUCUUAGUUUAACUGUAACCUGUCAACUGCUCUGCUUUUAUGAAUGGAAAAUGAAGCAUGAGAAACCGUAUUGAGUAUAUAACAGUGUCGGCUGCUGAGGGGAGGACGGAUCAUAAUAAUAGCUGGAACGGCGUGAAUGGCAUCAAGCACAUGGAAACCAUGUUUAAUAUCAUUCCACAUUCCACUCCAGCCAUUACCACGAGCCCAUCCGCCCCAGUUAAGGUGCCACCAACCUGUGGUGUACACACAAGUCUGCCUACUACUGUAGCCUGUUGGUUAAUGACACAAUAUGAGCAUGGUGUUAGGACGGACUGAGAGAAUUGACACUUCCACUUUCUCUGAAUCACAUUAGAUGUACAGUGGCUUCUAAAAGUAUUGGGACAGUGACAAUUUUUUUGUGAGAAAGUUAGAUGCACAAAUAUCAUCAUAGUCAUAUCAUUUUAAAACCAAAGUACAUAGACAGAAUGCGUCACUGUUCCAAUACUUUUGGUGCUCACUGUAUGUGUUGUAACUGCUCAAGUAGACUGUGUGAGUUUGAUGACAUCACACUCAGUGCUUGACUUGGACUGAAAUACUGUACAUGCCGGUACUCAUUUACCUGUACUGUUGUUUAUAUCAUUUAUAUUAUAUUAUAUUUGAUAUAUAUAUAUAUGUAUGUCUGUGCAGGAACACUGCAAUACUUUUGAGAUAAUAUUCUAUAGGCGGUGCAGAAACUGAAGCAGUAGAACAUUGUUGGUGCCAGUACUCAGUUCCGGUGAGCUCCUGCCCACGUCAAGCACGGAUCACACGCUAUGCUAUUAUUAGUGUCCCAGGAAGUCUUUGCUCUUUUCUGAAGCUCCAUUCAUUAAUGAAGAAGACACCUAUCCAUGAUAUUUAAUGAAGUGCCUGUUAAAUUGUCAUAACAGGGUGCACUUUGUUUUAGGGUUUUACAACCACAGGUUGGGAUAAUUCUGUUUUUAUUUCUGGACACUGUUGAGUAGUGGGCUGUUUCUUUACCCAUUCAUUUGUAAAAUAGGAUACUGAAUUAAUACUGCUCACAUCUGAGCAUGACUUCUGUAAGGAUUAGGAGGUAUAGUGGCACAUAGAUCAAUGAAUGAUGUCAAUGGUGAGGUUGAUGUCAAUGGUGAGGUUGACAUCAUGGGACAAUGUACUGUAUGUGUGCUGUUGAUGCUUGGUUUGACUGAUUGUGUACUUUAAGUCUAUGAAACAUGUUAACUAUCAAAGGAUCAUUUCAUAAAUUGACAUUUUAAUGAU
Messenger RNA from Oncorhynchus kisutch (coho salmon), 2779 nucleotides. It is a transcript of the gene prrg4, whose product is annotated as proline rich Gla (G-carboxyglutamic acid) 4 (transmembrane). Lineage: Eukaryota; Metazoa; Chordata; Actinopteri; Salmoniformes; Salmonidae. The coding region runs from base 501 to 1037 and encodes 178 amino acids. The transcript has 6 exons. Gene Ontology annotation, molecular function: calcium ion binding. Gene Ontology annotation, cellular component: extracellular region; plasma membrane. The record is from RefSeq and is a predicted model, not a curated record.